AUGGAUAGGUCUUCUUCUCAUCACAGUACCAGCAACAACAACUCACACCAAAACAUCACGAGCUCUCUCCGAACACAACACAACAAUACCUUCUCGAUACAAGAUGAGCAAUUUAUGAAAGAGGCUUUAAACAUGGCUAAAAAAGCAUUAACUGAAUUUGAAGUUCCUGUGGGUUGUGUUAUUACCUUUGAAAAUAAUAUCAUUGGACGAGGUUACAACAAGACCAAUCAAACAAAAAAUGCAACAAGACAUGCAGAAUUUGAAGCAUUUGAUGACAUUUUCAAAAACUUUUCUCAUCUCUUGACCGAUGCUUCAUUCUUUUCAAAAUGUACACUCUAUGUCACUGUUGAGCCGUGUGUGAUGUGUGCAAGUGCAUUACUCAUGCUAAGAAUUGGAAAAGUAAUUUGUGGAUGUAUGAAUGAACGUUUUGGUGGUUGUGGAUCCGUUCUUAAUAUUCAUCGUCAUGGAAUUCCAAGUGACCAAUGUUUUUUCAAGCACUGUCCCAACGUUGGUGAUACAGUGACGAACCUCAAUGAGUGUCUUCAUUCUGCAGAUGCAGGAAAGGAUACCAAUCAUUCCAACCUCAUCAUCAACAACAACCGCUUGUACACUUAUGAGUGUCUAAAUGGCUUAUUUGAACAAGAAGCAAUUGAAAUAUUGCAACGAUUUUAUGAGCAAGAAAACCCGAGUGCUCCAAUCCCCAAACCGAAACAAAAAGGGUCGACCUUAGAAACGGGACUAGUUUUGGCCAAAAAACAAAAACAGGACACCGGUUCAGUAACUUUUUAA
Naegleria lovaniensis is the source of this 789-nucleotide messenger RNA. RefSeq lists its product as uncharacterized. Gene Ontology annotation, molecular function: tRNA-specific adenosine-34 deaminase activity. The transcript has 3 exons. NCBI's taxonomy places the organism in Eukaryota, Heterolobosea, Eutetramitea, Acrasida, Naegleriidae. The record is from RefSeq and is a predicted model, not a curated record. The coding region runs from base 1 to 789 and encodes 262 amino acids. Gene Ontology annotation, biological process: tRNA wobble adenosine to inosine editing.